Molecule: messenger RNA, 1673 nt
Organism: Zophobas morio
Lineage: Eukaryota; Metazoa; Arthropoda; Insecta; Coleoptera; Tenebrionidae
Exons: 4
Coding region: 178-1599 (473 amino acids)
Source: RefSeq, a predicted model, not a curated record
UAAGUGACAGUUGUUUUUCAGUAAGUUGCGAUUUGUAAAUCAGUGUUGUUUAAUUUAUUUUUUCAUUAACAUUAGGCGUUUGAUUAACAUUAAGAAUUUCCGGUGUUUGGUUGUGGUUAAAGUCACGGCUACCAACCAGUCGAAAGUGGCUAUGGAAACAACAAUUUUAAUUUUUAGAUGGCUGAAUGGUUAAAAGAACCCAUUCAGUGGAAAGGCGACCACAAAUCCAUCCUUUUAUCGCCAGACAACAGAACCGAACCCACCUCUGAUCUCACCAUAGAGCAAUUAAUGGCAAAUAGCUCCUCAUUCCCGGUCAAAUUUCCCAUAGAGACCACCCGCUGCUGGAAACUCAAGGACAAAACAUCCGCGGAAAUCCUCGAAACAAACAUAAAUUCAGCCUACCCCCUAAUUCACGAAUAUGGCCUCUACCUCUGUUCCACGUUUCUUCUUUACCAGAAAACCUCCGGCCUGUGUAAAGAGUUCUACAAAAAAAUGUCUUUGGUCCAGUUGAUCGACAGGCUGUUGAAGAAAAGAGCCGUCAUGUUCUUGGACCCGUCAGACCGUUACAAGUUGUUGAGUGGAGAAACUGGAAUGGGAGAUUGGGAGAGUAUUGGAACGACCGACGAAAAACCACCUCUAGUUUUGGAGAACUGUCUAAGCUAUGACGAAAUUAAAUUGUCAGCUUUGUUGUCGGUGUCGUCGAGGAGCUAUUUUAUCAAUGAUGGUGAUAGGAACAACGAGGGGAAGUUCGAAACCGAUAGAAGCAAGGUGGAGGAAUAUGGGGUAGUUGUGGGAGUGAUUGGGACGCGACUGGAAAAGCCGAAAGUUAUGGAAUAUCGGGAAAUAGUAAAAUCCAAAGAACAGAAUAACGAAAGAAAUGGAUAUGGGGUUGGUUGCGUUUCGUUACAAAAUGAAUUUCUGAACUUCUAUGGUGAUGAAUGUGGGACUUAUGAAGAUUUGGUGGAGCGCAUGAAAAAUUUAGAGGACAGAUAUACAGAUUUGGGUAGAGGCAGAUUCUUUGAUACCCUCAUGUACGAGAGAAGGAUGGCCAUAUCCUUUGACACCCUUUUACUAGAAGCCAAUCACAGAGCUAAACAGGAAUCCAAGAUGGCGUACAUCCAUCUAGUGGGGAUCGGGCUAGGAGUGUGGAAGUUGUAUGACCGACAAAACCAACUUUUCUUGAACACGUGUGCUCACAGAUUAGAAUUGCUUUCUGAUGUUCUUACAAACGUGAGUGAUGUUCGGUUUGCUUAUAUUCGGAAAGGAAAAACAGCCGGGCACUACAGAGCCGGUGCUAAAAUCAAAGGGAUUAAGAUACACAUGGUCGAUAAAAACCCACAGGAGAAGCUAAAAGAACAGGACCAGGGGAAAUUGCUGGUGGUGUCGUACGCGUGGGAUGGUAAUGCCUUACCCGGAAAUGAAUUUUGGGGUGGGAGUUUAAGCGGGAGUGGGGAUCCCGCCGCCGCGUGUUCUACGCAGGUGGCAGAACUGCACAAUAGUCACAUUAACGGGACAGUUUGUGGGGGGAGACUGAGAGUGGCCACUUCCAAGGGAGUGGUAACGUUCCAAGAAUAUCAGAGUCUACAUAAGGACGACUGAUUACGUUACGUUAUGCAUUUAGUGUGUUUUUUAUGACCCAAGAAAAUAAAAUAUUUAUAGUUGUUUCUAACGUU